AUGGACUGUUUACCACACCUGAAUAGUCUCUUGCUUUCUACUAUUGAUGAUGUCAAACAAAUUUAUUUUCCAACAAGUUUUGCAUUAGUUGCUCUGUAUUUUCCUAUAUUUCUUCUGGCAAUAUUUAAUCGUUCUAUUAUAAAAAUAUCUAAAUGGAUUCUUACAAUACCAAUUAUUAUCUAUCUUCUUAUUAUACCAAUAUGUCAACCAUUUUGUCAUAUACCAUUAUUUAAUGCAUGUAUUGCAAGUUUUGCAAUAUAUUAUGCACAAAAAAUUUGUGAAUGGAUAUUAAUACGACGAAAAGAAUUUUAUCGUUGGUCAUUUUUUGAUAUUCAUCAUGAAUUAUUCUAUUAUCGUGUUUAUACAUUACCAAUAAGUGUUAAAAAAUUAAAAAAAAAAAAAAAAGAAAUUAUUUUUAGUGGACCUAUACAAUAUGAUAAACAUUUUAAAUCAUUAAUAUAUAUAUCAUGUAAAAUUAUACAAUAUUAUUUAUUAUUAGAUCUUUUAAUUUUUUUUCUUAAUGAAAUUUUUAGUACAGAAUUUUAUCAAAAAUAUUAUAAAAAAUUUUUAGUUUUACAAAUUAUUAUUAAUCAAUCAAGUGGUAUUAUUGUAUAUCUUCUAUUUGUAAUUAAUUAUGAUAUACUUCGAUAUAUACUUUGUUUAAUAUUUAAUCGACCACUUAAAUUAAUGCCUGAAUUAUUUCAACAACCUUAUCGAGCAAUAUCACCUGCUGAUUUUUGGUCAAGAUGGCAUCAAAUAUUUAAAAAUACUUGGAUUGAACUUAUUUUUAAACCAAUAUCAAAAUUAAUUCUUUAUUGUUGGCCUUAUUCACCGAAAUAUGUUGUUAAUGGUAUUUCAUCAAUGUGUGUUUUCUUAUUUUCUGGUAUUGUACAUGAAUAUUAUACUUAUGUAGCAUUUUCAAAAUUUUCUGGUAAUCAAAUAAUAUUUUUUCUUCUACAAGGUUUAGCUGUUUGUAUUGAAUAUAUACUUAAACGUCAAUUUCAUCAAAUAUAUAUUCCAAAAUCAAUUAGUUUUUUAUUAACAUUCAUAUUUAAUGGUAUUACAGCUGGUUAUUUUAUGCAACCAUGGAUAUCAUAUUUUGUUAAAAGACAAGCAUUUAAAUAUUCAUUAAUGAAUUUAAUUAUACGAAUUUUAUCUGAUAAAUAUUGA
Messenger RNA from Rotaria sp. Silwood1, 1170 nucleotides. Lineage: Eukaryota; Metazoa; Rotifera; Eurotatoria; Philodinida; Philodinidae. The record is from the annotation of a GenBank genome assembly.